Messenger RNA from Etheostoma spectabile (orangethroat darter), 1757 nucleotides. RefSeq names its product interferon-induced protein 44. NCBI's taxonomy places the organism in Eukaryota, Metazoa, Chordata, Actinopteri, Perciformes, Percidae. Gene Ontology annotation, molecular function: GTP binding. The coding region runs from base 67 to 936 and encodes 289 amino acids. The record is from RefSeq and is a predicted model, not a curated record. Gene Ontology annotation, biological process: immune response. The transcript has 9 exons.
AUAUAAUAUUGCACUUGAUAAACCCUAAACUCACACUCUGCCCGGGACUUUCUUCCAGUUAACACCAUGGGAGGAUCAUCCAGCUCUCCUGCCCCUCCCCCCUCUCCUCUUCUCAGUGUACCUUGGAGGACCAUAACCUGGGCAGACAAGCAGAGUGACCUGCAGCAUGUGAAGAACUACAAACCCCAGACCGACGGCCAGCAGCUCCGGAUUCUUCUUUAUGGAUCAGUUGGAGCCGGGAAGUCCAGUUUCAUCAACUCUGUCACAAGUGUCAUAAAAGGCCAAAUGUCCAAAAGGGCUGGGACGGCCAACGUCUCGGGCAGCUCUCAUACCAAAAAGUACACAACCUACAGGAUCCAAAAGGACGGACAGAACACCUUUCACCCCGUGGUUCUCAGUGACACCAUGGGGAUGGAAUGCAGCACCAACAGACGCAGGAAGGUCUACGUGAAAGACAUGAAACGGGCGAUGAAGGGACAUGUGAGAGACGGCUACACGUUCAACCCUGAGUGUAAGAUAUUAAAGGACGACCAGCGCUACAUCCCAGCUCCAACUGCCAACGACAGAGCCCACGUUCUGGUGUGUGUCGUUGAUGCCAGGACGGUGUCUCAGAUGAGUGAGAAAGCUAUAGAAACACUGCAGGACAUCAGGGACGAGGCCUCUGACCUGAAUAUUCCUCAAGUGGCCAUUCUGACCAAAAUUGACAUGAUCUGUCCGGAGAUUAAAAAGGAUUUAAGGAAUGUCUACAAAAGCAAGAUACUAAAGCGAAAGAUGGAGGAGUUCAGUGCAGCGGUGGGCAUUCCCGUAGACUGCAUCUUCCCUGUGAAGAACUACCAUGACGAUAACACCUUCAACAACGACGCUGACACUCUGAUCCUGAGCGCCCUGAGGAACUUCAUCAACUUUGGAGACGAAUUCAUCUCGGGUCAGGCUUAAUGUUGACGUUAAUGGUCUCCCUCUAAGGACAGGGAUUCCAGAGAGUACCCUCCAGACAUUAACAGUGAACCCCCACCUAUAUAAGCAAAGUAAGAUUCUCUCAAUGUGAUCUCAUGAAAAACGUAUGAAUAACCAACUCAUCACAUACAGGCUUUUAUGAAACCCUUGACAUUACUUUCAUGUUUAGGCAACAAAAAUACUUGUUUCAGGUUAAAAUACGAGCACUUGUUCAUUAUGUAACUUACUGUACAUACGUAAGUAAUGCUCACAAAGUAACCAAAACCAACAGUUAAGUUAAAAAUAUAUUGUUGUGUUGAACAAAGGUUCAGUUUAGAACCCAAGAAACCCAAAGCUAAAAAUAUAUUUACUGUUUGAAGUGUGCUAUGUAACUCACAGCUAAAAUAUGUGUACUGCUUAAAAGUGUGCUAUGUAACCCAUGAUAUAUAUUGUUUUGAUGUAUGUAUGAACUAAAUAUGAGAAACAGCUAAAACUAUAUAAUAGGUGUUUGGUGUGGUAAGGUCACACUUACUGUAACAGUAGAACUUGUCUGAACACGUCUUCUGCUGUGGCCACCUGUAUGAUUACGUAGUGGUGGAAAUACCCUGAUUUCUAGAAGGGGGGGUGGUUUAGUCUUGGCUUUGACUAUAAAUAUGAGUUGAUGUGGACUCUCUCUUCGGCACAAGUAUACCCACUUAUCGUUUUUUUCCCCCCAUUCUCUGAUUUUGAUACUCUUUGUUUUUAGGGCAAAAAGGGAAAAGAUUAUUUCUGUAUUUUGUAUUCACUAAAUAAUAAAACUACCUGAGCUUGUGGUGAGCUAGGGG